AUGGCUCCUUCCGCGACUGAAAACACCGCUGCCCAGCAGUCUGCCGAGUAUGACGCGGCGCGUCCCUUUGUCGGCAAGGUCGCUCUGAUCACCGGCUCCGGCCGUGGUAUCGGACGCGGCAUCGCCGUCGAGCUCGGCAAGCGUGGCGCCAACGUGGUCGUCAACUAUGCUUCCUCCGCCGGCGCCGCCGAGGAGGUUGUUGCCGAGAUUCAAAAGUUCGGAUCAAAGGCCAUCGCCCUCAAGGCCGAUAUCAGCAAGCCCGCCCAGGUUGUCGACCUGUUCGACCGCGCCGUCGCCCACUAUGGCCGCCUGGAUUUCGUCAUCUCCAACUCUGGCAAGGAGGUCUGGUGCCCCGAGGAGGAGGUCACCGAGGAGCUCUUCCAAAACAUCUUUGACCUCAACACCCGCGGCCAGUUCUUCGUCGCCCAGCAGGGCCUUAAGCACUGCGGACGCGGCGGCCGUAUCCUUCUCACGUCCUCCAUCGCCGCCCAGAUGGGCGGCAUCCCCAACCACGCUCUGUACGCCGGCUCCAAGGCCGCCGUCGAGGGCUUCACCCGCGCCUUUGCCGUCGACUGCGGUGCCAAGGGCAUCACUGUCAACGCCAUCGCCCCCGGCGGUGUCAAGACGGACAUGUACGACGAGAACUCGUGGCACUACGUCCCCAACGGCUACAAGGGCAUGCCCAUCGAGAUCAUCGACCAGGGUCUUGCCAACAUGAACCCCCUCAAGCGCGUCGGUGUCCCCGCCGACGUCGGCAAGGUCGUCGCCUCCCUCUGCCACUCUGACUGCGAGUGGAUCAACGGUCAAGUCAUCAAGGUCACCGGUGGCGGCACAUAA
This is a messenger RNA of Colletotrichum orchidophilum, 837 nucleotides long. Its product is annotated as short chain dehydrogenase. The record is from RefSeq and is a predicted model, not a curated record. Bases 1 to 837 code for a protein of 278 amino acids. The transcript is spliced from 2 exons. Gene Ontology annotation, molecular function: oxidoreductase activity. NCBI's taxonomy places the organism in Eukaryota, Fungi, Ascomycota, Sordariomycetes, Glomerellales, Glomerellaceae.